Molecule: messenger RNA, 1744 nt
Organism: Carassius carassius (crucian carp)
Lineage: Eukaryota; Metazoa; Chordata; Actinopteri; Cypriniformes; Cyprinidae
Gene: arl15b
Product: ADP-ribosylation factor-like 15b
Exons: 5
Coding region: 309-983 (224 amino acids)
Molecular function (GO): GTPase activity; GTP binding
Source: RefSeq, a predicted model, not a curated record
CACACAACAAACAACAGCGUCUCUCCCCGCCCACACCACCAAACUGUAGUGCAUUCGCCGAACAUACAUCUCAGUCCGAAUUAUUACGACUUAAAUACAUAUAUAGUAAUGUCUUUGAAUGUAUUAAAAGCCUGAAUAUUUUGUUUGUUUUAUACAUGGACGUGUUUUAGUCAAAUAAUCGCGCGCGGGAUUUACAGAGGAAGAGGAGUGCACAGCUAACACUGCUAGCCGCUUUAUUCAUAUAUUAUUUUCCUCAUCUAAGAGGCGGGGAAUCCAAAACUGUCACAAAAAAAAAUCGAGACUUUUGGAUGCAUUCAAUUAACGACAGCGUUUCAUUUCGUAGUCGCCUUAUCUCAGGACUUCUAUUUUCUGAAGACGACAGCAAGAAGCUAUCGAGGAAUUACAUGGAUUAUCUGUGCUUCAGGACGUUGUGCUGUAAAGGACCUCCCCCUCCCAGACCAGAAUAUGACGUGGUUUGUAUCGGCCUGACGGGUUCUGGGAAGACCAGCCUGCUCUCCAGACUUUGCAGUGAGGCAACAGACAACAUCGUCCCUACCACAGGUUUUAGCAUUAAAGCUGUCCCGUUCCAGAAUGCCAUUUUAAAUGUCAAGGAGCUCGGAGGAGCAGAUUCAAUUAAAAAGUACUGGAGCCGGUACUACCAGGGCUCUCAAGGGGUGGUGUUUGUUUUGGACAGUGCUUCGUCGGAGGAGGACUUGGAGGUGGCGCGUACGGAGCUCCACUCUGCCCUGCAGCAUCCGCAGCUCUGCACGCUUCCCUUCCUCAUUCUGGCCAACCAGCAGGACAAACCUGCUGCCCGCUCUGUACAAGAGAUAAAGAAAUACUUUGAGCUGGAACCUCUGGCACGAGGCAAGAGCUGGAUUUUGGAGGGGAGCACAGUGGACAACAUGGACGCGGUGAAGGAGAUCUUCAGUCAGCUCAUUCAUCUGCUCGAAGAGAAGGACCAUGAGAUAGGCAGGAUAUGACCCGGGAACGAUAGGCAACAUCCCAACAUCCCACAGACACUACCGAAUGCCAACUCACCACAGGCCAGCACAUCCCAGUUCAGCCUGGCCAUCGUGUUAACUACAUUGUUACUUUAACUCUGCUACUGUGGUGAAACAAAUUGAGCCAUGGGAAAAAUGGACUAUGGUAAAUCCUCAUGUGAGGAUGCAUAUCUGCAGAAAAAGAAGGUACCUCAGCUCUUAAGUUUGAUACCUUCUCUCAAACCACACGUAUUAACCCAGAACAAGCGUUCGACUCACGAUUACCAUUCUCAGUUAAAUGGUUGUAUCUGUCCUUUUUAAUUCCGACCUAGUUGCACAUUGCUACUAAAUAGAUAAUGUAGUCAUAUGCUUGGUCAUGUAGGGCAACCGGAAGUCUUGUAGUCUCUAGUUUGUUUUCUUAGCACAGCGUGCAAGUGAUUGCGUGAAUGUGUGUUUGCGAGAGAGAUAUGUCAGUUUGUACUUAAAAGCCUUAAAAGUGAGUGCUAAUGUGUUUUUAAAACAAACAUUUCAUUGUGUUCUCACAAACGACAGUCUUUAUAUGUAAUUCAAAUAAGCCGUCUUAAAUAUUUGUGGCUGUGAAGUGAAAAAGAAGAGUGAUUCCUCAGUCGUGAAUAUAUAAAUAUUCUAUAAUAUCUCUAAACUGCACGGAGCCGCACUUGAUGUACCAUUGGAGCUUUAGAGUGACUAUAAAUGCACAUCUUUAAUUUGGGAUCAUUGAGGACACUGAUGUUUUCAUAACU